AUGGCGAAGGCUCUCACUCUCACUGCACUUGCAGCAGCACUCUUAGUGCUGCUUGCAUGUUGCCCUUGUCGGGUGCGAGGUGACGAAUCUCCUGAUGUCACGGCGUCGCUCGUCAGCUUCUUGACCGCGCUGGCCGGGGACGACGGCGGCCAGACGGCGAUCAGGCUGGGGUGGAACGCGUCGAUCAGCCCGUGUGUUCCCGGCAACAAAAUCUCGCUGUGGGGCAAAACUGUCCACUGCUUCGACGCAGGUGGAAACAAUGGCCACAUCAAGAGGAUAGACCUUGAUGUACAGGGCCUGAACGGCACCAUCGAUGCGGCGCUGCUCUGCGCCGCGCCGGCUCUCCGCGUGGUGAACCUUUACAACAACAGCCUGCGCGGCGGCCUCCCCGAGGGCAUCUCGGCCUGCUCGGGACUCACACACCUGAUCGUCAGCGGCAACCAGCUCUCAGGUAACCUGCCGCCUUCCGUCGCCCAGUUGAAGAGCUUACAGGUGAUAGAGGUUUCCAGAAACAACUUCUCUGGCGAACUUCCCGGCGACCUCAGCAAGCAUGGGCUGGUGAGGUUCCUGGCGAACGACAACCAUUUCAGCGGCACGAUCCCGGACUUCAACCUCAGCAACAUUCAAGGCCACAGCUUCGACGUGUCCAACAACAACCUCACCGGAUCAAUCCCCAAGAACGCUACCAGAUUCGGCCAAGAGAGGUUCUGGCCUAACGCCGCUGGCAUAUGCGGCGGGCCCUUAUUCGCUCCUUGCCCGGCGCCGCCGAGCAAGGGCUCCGAGGCCGACGACGGCGACGGGAAGGAGGAUGACAAGGACAAGGACAAGGACAAGAACAGUGCGAUCUGCUUCAAGAAGAAGCGGAGCAAGCUGGGGCUGAAGUCCAAGCCUGGCCGAGGCCGGAGCGUGUACGACAGCAGCAGGCUGACGACGGCCACGACCACGACGUCGGCGACGACCCCGAGCAAGACGCCGGCCUACUCGCUGCCGACGUCGGGCGAGCACAGCGCGGCCGCCGAGGCGGGCGGCGCGCCGGCGGCCUCGCUGGUGGUGCUGCGCCGAUCGGUCACGGCCUCGAUCACGUCCAACGCCGCGGCGGCGGCGGCCAAGGAGCUGCGGUUCGAGGACCUGCUCAAGUCCCCCGCGGAGCUGCUGGGCCGGGGCCGCUUCGGGAGCUCGUACAAGGUCGUCGUGCCGGGCGGCGCGGCGCUGGCGGUGAAGCGCGUGAAGGACGCGGCGGUGGACGAGGAGGAGUUCCGCCGGCGGAUGGAGCGGGUCGGGCUCGCCAAGCACCCGGCCGUGCUUCCUCCGCUGGCGUUCUAUUGCGCCAUGCAGGAGAAGCUGGUGGUGUACGAGUUCCAGAGCAACGGCAGCCUCGCCAAGCUCCUGCACGGCUCCAUAGAGAACAGCCAGGGCCCCCUGGAUUGGCCGGCGCGCCUCCACAUCGCCGCCAAGGUCGCCGACGUCAUGGCGUUCAUGCACACCACGCUGCGCGGCGGCGGCGCGGCCUCCAAUUCCUCGUCAGGUGAGAAGGCCGCAGCCGACGGCCCCAUCGCGCACGGCAACCUCAAGGCCUCCAACGUCCUCUUCACGGCCGGCAUGGACCCGUGCAUCAGCGAGUACGGCAUCACCGCGCCGCCCUCGGCCGGGAGAGACAGCGCCGCGGCGUUCCGCGCCGACGUGUACGCGUUCGGCGUGCUGCUGCUGGAGCUGCUGACGGGGAAGGCGACGUCCGCGCAGGGCGACGGCGCGGAGCUGGCGCGGUGGGUGACCUCGGUGAUCCGGGAGGAGUGGACCGCCGAGGUGUUCGACCGCGCGCUGCUCGCCGGCAGCGGCGCCGGGUCCACCGAGCAGCGCAUGGUGCGGCUGCUGCAGGUCGCGAUGCGGUGCGUCGACGCCUCCCCCGGCUCUGCCCAGCCGCCGACCAUGCGGGAGGUCGCCAGCAUGAUCAAUUCCAUCCGCGACGAGGACGACAGGUCCUUCUCCUUGGAGGCCUGA
Miscanthus lutarioriparius is the source of this 1998-nucleotide messenger RNA. NCBI's taxonomy places the organism in Eukaryota, Viridiplantae, Streptophyta, Magnoliopsida, Poales, Poaceae. The record is from the annotation of a GenBank genome assembly.